This is a messenger RNA of Panicum virgatum (switchgrass), 579 nucleotides long. Its product is annotated as NAC domain-containing protein 18-like. NCBI's taxonomy places the organism in Eukaryota, Viridiplantae, Streptophyta, Magnoliopsida, Poales, Poaceae. The transcript has 3 exons. Gene Ontology annotation, molecular function: DNA binding. The record is from RefSeq and is a predicted model, not a curated record. Gene Ontology annotation, biological process: regulation of DNA-templated transcription. The annotation marks the transcript as partial.
AUGGAAGAAGAAGAAGCAGCAGCAGCAGCAGCAGCAUCGUCUUUGGUGUUCCGCGGGUGCCCGCUGCCUCCCGGGUUCCGCUUCCAGCCCACUGACCAGGAGAUCAUCGUCUACUACCUCAAGAAGAAGAUCGCCGCCGCAGCCGCCGCCGUCACCUCCAUCAUCGCCGACGUCGACAUCUACAAGUUCGACCCAUGGGAGCUCCCGGACAAUGCCGUGUUCGGCGACGGCGAGUGGUUCUUCUUCAGCCCUCGCGACCGCAAGUACCCCAACGGCGCCCGCCCCAACCGCACCGCCGGCUCCGGCUACUGGAAGGCCACCGGCACCGACAAGCCCAUCCUGGCUCCCGGCGGCGCCCACUGCCUCGGCGUCAAGAAGGCCCUCGUCUUCUACCAGGGACGCUCCCCCAAGGGCGCCAAGACCGAGUGGGUCAUGCACGAGUACCGGCUCCUCGACACCAACGCCGCCCGCCUCAACACCUGCAGGCCGACCACCAACUCCAUGAGGCUCGACGACUGGGUCCUCUGCCGCGUCCGCAACAAGCACCACGCGACGUCGUCCUCCCACCACCACCACCAG